Messenger RNA from Perognathus longimembris pacificus (Pacific pocket mouse), 1685 nucleotides. It is a transcript of the gene Fadd, whose product is annotated as Fas associated via death domain. The transcript has 2 exons. Gene Ontology annotation, biological process: signal transduction; regulation of apoptotic process. Bases 38 to 634 code for a protein of 198 amino acids. The record is from RefSeq and is a predicted model, not a curated record. Lineage: Eukaryota; Metazoa; Chordata; Mammalia; Rodentia; Heteromyidae. Gene Ontology annotation, molecular function: protein binding.
GUGGCGGUGGCGGGGCCCGGGCGGUCCCCGCGCCGCCAUGGACCCGUUCCUGGUGCUGCUGCACUCGGUGUCGGCGGGGCUGACGAGCGCCGAGCUGACGGAGCUCAAGUUCCUGUGCCUCGGGCGCGUGGGCAAGCGGAAGCUGGAGCGCGUGCAGAGCGGCCUGGACCUCUUCACGGUGCUGCUGGAGCGGGGCGACCUGGAGCCCGCGCGCCCGGGCCUGCUGCGGGAGCUGCUCGCCUCGCUGCGCCGCCACGACCUGCUGCGGCGCCUGGACGACUUCGAGGCGGGGGCGGCGGCGGCGGCGCCGGGGGCCGCAGACCUGCGUGCGGCCUUUGACAUUGUCUGUGACCACGUGGGGAGAGACUGGAGAAGACUGGCCCGGCAGUUGAAGGUUUCGGACACCAGGAUCGAUGACAUCGAGGAAAGGCACCCCCGCAGCCUGACGGAGCGCGUGAGGGAGUCGCUGAGGAUCUGGAAGGACGCCGAGAGGGAGAAUGCCACCGUGGCCCUCCUGGUGGAGGCGCUGAGGGCCUGCCAGAUGAACCUGGUGGCUGACCUGGUGGAGGAAGAGCAGCAGGCCCAGGCGUCCAGAAACAAGAGUGGGGCUGCGUCCCCGAUGUCAUGGGACUGAGACGUGCCCACCUUGGAAGUUCCUUGAUGGGCCUGCCACUCCUCGUGUGGACUUGGUUCCACCAAAGACAGCCACCUUCCUUGGCAGCUCAGCACCUCACAGACUUAGCUGGACUACGGCACAUCGGACUCUUGAACUCACGUCAGUCUGCUGCUGUCCCCCCAGCUGGCCUUGGGGUGUUCUCUUCCCUCAGGCCAUGGGCAGAUCUGACUGCAGGUUUGGGUGGCCUCCUGGUCUGGGAGUGAGGACAUCCACACAGCUCAUGAUCUCUGAGCAAGUGGUACCCCUGAGGUUUGCCAAGCAGGGACAGGAGUGGCUGUGUGAGGAUUGGGGGCCUCGUCUCCCUGAUCAGUUCCAUCGUUGGCUCCGUCAAGGGCUCUGAUCCCUGGGGUUGUAUCAGAAUCCCAAGUGCUGCCUCCCUGGAGCCCUCUGCCACAGGGUUCCUGUUUCCAACAAGGACUCAGUCCCACAUCCUCUGAGGUGCCAGUGCCACUCCACUCGUGCCUUAUCCCCGGAAGCCCGCUGGGAGCUCGCCCCUGGUGUGGAUAAGGAGAGGAGCUUCCUAAGAGCUCACUCCCCCCAGCAGUGGGCACUGACCCUGUCAUACAGGGUACCUUGCUACCUGGGACAAGCCAGACAAACGUCCUGAGUGCCAGCAGUGACCUAGGGUUUUUCAAACUGUAGACAAAGCCCUACAGAGCACUGUUCCACUGAGGUAGGACACGAGCCUUAAAGGCCCUCCAGACCCCGGACCUGCCCUGUGACCUCACCCUGCCAGGACAAGGCUUUAUGGUGAGUCCCAGGACAGGGAGGAGAUGGGCAGCCCCUGGCAGCCAAGCCAAAGAGCAGAGGGAUGGGCAGACUUGUAUACACCUCCCCUUCAAGAUGGCGCUCAGGCACCACCGCCAUUCUGGCACUGUGCAAAAGGGAAAGGUGAAUAGAAGAAGCGCCGAGACCCAGGUGUGUUGGCGAAUGCCUGUAAUCCCAGCAUUGCAGAGACAGAAACGGGCAGAUUGCCGACCCUGGCUACAUAGCAGGAUCAUGGGUCAAA